Messenger RNA from Nyctereutes procyonoides (raccoon dog), 1753 nucleotides. RefSeq names its product ess-2 splicing factor homolog (gene ESS2). The coding region runs from base 42 to 1478 and encodes 478 amino acids. Gene Ontology annotation, cellular component: catalytic step 2 spliceosome. Lineage: Eukaryota; Metazoa; Chordata; Mammalia; Carnivora; Canidae. The transcript is spliced from 10 exons. The record is from RefSeq and is a predicted model, not a curated record.
CUUUUCCGUACCUGCGCCGCCAGAGCGGUCCUGGGAUAGCGAUGGAGACGCCGGGAGCGUCAACCCGGGCCCUAUUGCUCCCUCCCUCGUCCGGGCCCCGGAGGAAGCGGGCGGUAGGGGAGGCCCGGGCUGCGGCGAGCAAGCAACGGGUCCUGGACGAAGAAGAGUACAUCGAGGGUCUCCAGACAGUCAUCCAAAGGGACUUCUUUCCUGACGUGGAGAAGUUGCAGGCUCAGAAGGAGUACCUGGAGGCUGAGGAGAAUGGAGACCUGGAACGGAUGCGGCAGAUUGCCAUCAAGUUUGGCUCUGCCCUGGGCAAGAUGUCCCGGGAGCCCCCACCGCCCUAUGUGACUCCAGCCACAUUUGAAACCCCUGAUGUGCACACAGGCACCGGAGUGGUGGGCAACAAGCCUCGGGGCCGAGGCCGGGGCCUGGAGGAUGGCGAUGGAGAGGCUGGAGAGGAGGAGGAGAAGGAGCCUCUGCCCAGCCUGGAUGUCUUCCUGAGCCGGUACACAAGUGAGGACAACGCCUCCUUCCAGGAGAUUAUGGAGGUGGCGAAGGAGAAGAGCCGGGCACGCCACACGUGGCUCUACCAGGCCGAGGAGGAGUUUGAGAAGAGGCAGAAAGAUAAUCUUGCACUUCCGUCGGCAGAGCACCAAGCCAUCGAGAGCAGCCAGGCUGGCGUGGAGACCUGGAAGUACAAGGCCAAAAAUUCCCUCAUGUACUACCCAGAGGGUGUCCCUGAUGAGGAACAGCUGUUUAAGAAGCCGAGGCAGGUGGUGCAUAAGAAUACUCGCUUCCUCAGGGAUCCCUUCAGCCAGGCCCUGAGCAGAUCCCAGCUGCAGCAGGCUGCCGCUCUCAACGCCCAGCACAAACAGGGCAAGGUGGGCCCUGAUGGCAAGGAGCUAAUCCCCCAGGACUCCCCACGAGUAGGCGGAUUUGGAUUUGUUGCAACACCCUCUCCUGCCCCUGGUGUGAAUGAGUCACCGCUGAUGACCUGGGGAGAAGUUGAAAACACUCCUUUGAGAGUUGAAGGAUCUGAAACCCCCUACGUGGACAGGACGCCAGGACCAGCCUUCAAGAUCUUAGAGCCCGGCCGCAGGGAACGGCUGGGGCUGAAGAUGGCCAACGAGGCUGCCGCCAAGAACCGGGCCAAGAAGCAGGAGGCCUUGAGAAGAGUGACGGAGAACUUGGCCAGCCUCACCCCCAAAGGCCUGAGCCCAGCCAUGUCCCCAGCCCUUCAGCGCCUCGUGAGCAGGACGGCCAGCAAGUACACAGACCGGGCCCUGCGAGCCAGCUACACCCCAUCUCCAGCACGUUCGACCCACCUCAAGACCCCAGCCGGUGGGCCUCAGACCCCCACGAGCACACCAGCUCCUGGCUCUGCGGCGCGCACCCCCCUCAGCCAGGACCCCGCCUCCAUCACGGACAACCUGCUGCAGCUCCCUGCCCGGCGCAAAGCCUCAGACUUCUUCUAGGGCCAGGCCCGGGUCGGGCCUGUGGAAACUGUGGAGCCUGCAGGGCCGCAGCCCACUCAGCAGAGGACUCCGGCCUUCUGGGGACCCAGGCCCGGGCCAGAAAUGGUGGCUGUCCCAGGAGCCACAGAAGAGAUGCCGUGCCUUGGCCAGGCUGGCACAAGACUUGUCCCCGCAGCCCCUGGGGUAUGUCCCUGGGUCUUGUUGAAACUGUUUUCUAUCAAAGCCUUCCUUGCCUGUUUCUAUUUAGCUGUCAUUAAAGAGCACCUGGCACAGUC